Molecule: messenger RNA, 1335 nt
Organism: Ricinus communis (castor bean)
Lineage: Eukaryota; Viridiplantae; Streptophyta; Magnoliopsida; Malpighiales; Euphorbiaceae
Product: chlorophyll(ide) b reductase NOL, chloroplastic
Exons: 13
Coding region: 73-1095 (340 amino acids)
Molecular function (GO): oxidoreductase activity
Source: RefSeq, a predicted model, not a curated record
AAAGAAAAGGAAUUGAUAUAUCCAUGAAAGGAAAAAAAGAAUUGGCAAUUAUUGCAUGCAAUUCCAGCAGCAAUGUCUAUUUCUUCAAUUCCUCUCCUCACCCCUCUCUCUUCCCCGCCCUCCCUUCCUCCGCAUUUCCACCGUUACGCUAUCUUCCGCCAAAAUAAAAGGCAGCCUGUCACUAGUAACUGUGCAACGCUGGCUGCCAAUUUUAAUAAUAAUGAUAAUUCUGGUAUUGAAAGGAGCCAGUCAUCUUCUUCUGUUAAUAGAGAGCCUAUGGUGUCUCCUUACAACGUCCUCAUCACAGGCUCUACAAAAGGAAUAGGGUAUGCUCUAGCUAAAGAGUUUCUCAAGGCUGGUGACAAUGUCAUGAUUUGCUCAAGAUCAGCUGAGAGGGUGGAAUCUGCUGUUCAGAACCUGAGAGAAGAAUUUGGAGAGCAGCAUGUGUGGGGUACAAAAUGUGAUGUAAGAGAAGGACAGGACGUGAAAGAUUUAGUUGCAUUUUCACAGGAAAACCUCAAAUACAUUGAUAUAUGGAUCAAUAAUGCAGGAUCAAAUGCAUAUAACUUUAAGCCUUUGGCAGAAGCUUCAGAUGAAGAUCUUAUUGAAGUUGUCACUACAAAUACCCUCGGUCUAAUGAUAUGUUGUCGAGAGGCAAUUAAAAUGAUGUCGAACCAACCACGAGGGGGUCAUAUUUUCAAUAUUGAUGGAGCUGGUUCUGAUGGACGACCAACCCCAAGAUUUGCUGCAUAUGGGGCAACCAAGCGUAGUGUGGUGCAUUUAACAAAAUCAUUACAGGCAGAAUUGCAGAUGCAAGAUGUUCAAAAUGUUAUGGUGCAUAAUUUGUCGCCUGGAAUGGUCACAACUGAUCUUCUCAUGUCUGGAGCCACUACAAAGCAGGCCAAGUUUUUUAUUAAUGUUUUGGCAGAACCAGCUGAAGUGGUUGCAGCAUACCUUGUUCCAAAUAUCAGAUCUGUCCCUGCCAAUGGAUCAAUGAGACCCACUUAUAUCCGCUUUCUGACAGGCAUAAAAGCCUACUCACAGAUUUUCUCAGAGACUAGCUUUUGGUGCCAGAAGAAACAGACAUGUACUUGAAGAUUGAAAACCAUUAGUAGGGAAAUUUUUUUUCUUAAGAGAAUUAAUUACGCUCUCUAUGCGAGUUACUCUAUCCAGCCGAUUCUUCCUUUCUCUAGGUCAAUGGCAUUUGCCUACAAGCCAUGGCUUAGCUCACAAAAAGUUCCGGACACUCUACUUUGGACAUCUGGAAUCCAUUGUAUCAUGUAUUUUGUAUUCACAGACACAAUUAAGAUAUAUUGAUUGUGUUUAGCAUCCAAA